Messenger RNA from Debaryomyces tyrocola, 141 nucleotides. The record is from the annotation of a GenBank genome assembly. NCBI's taxonomy places the organism in Eukaryota, Fungi, Ascomycota, Pichiomycetes, Serinales, Debaryomycetaceae.
AUGAAUGCAAAUUAUAACUCUGGGGUUUGUUUGUUGUUGACGUAAACUUGUAUGGCUGAAAUCUUAAAUUUUACUCAAAAUUAUAGCCGAGAAUCGCCGAGCACGACCGAUGUCGAUAAGCCUACUACAGAGAUCUUUUAG